AUGACGCCUUCUUUUGAGUCCGCGCAACGGCUACCACGCGCAUUGUUACUGGCGAUCGAGUCGGCGCAAAGGUUACGCGUGCUGUUACCGCGUAACUUUCACCGUGAGAUCUCCUCGUUGUUCGACGCGAAGCGCGCUCCGCGGCUCUCGGGAGUGUUUUUGAUCGCACUCGUUUCCCUAGUCUCCUUAAUCUCGUUCUCCCUCUGGCAAUCCAAGUGCUGCCGCUGCCUACACGGCAGCGCGGAGCAAAACCGCAGGAGAGGAACCAGAUUCAGCGGCAACAGCGGCGGCGGGAGCAGCAGCAGCGACGGCGGCAGGGUUGGGACCGAUGGCUCAGGAGACAUAUUCAUCAGUAGCAACGUCGCGUCGGGUCGCGCGCUGCGUAAUUCCACCGCCGACGACGAUCGACGGCCGUUCAUCUACGUGUACGAUCUGGGCCCGGCUUAUACGGACAAGAUUCUCCAAUUAGAACCCGCGUGGUACUCGCAACAGUACGAUGUCGAGAAGCACAUGACGGAGCUGCUUAUAGCGAGUAACGCGGUGCGCACCAUGGAUCCGUACGAGGCGUCGCUCUUCUUCGUGCCGUUCUUCUCGGCGCGAUUCACGCUGUACCACUUUAAAGACUGGGAGAACAACAUGCGUAGCGCCGUGGAAGAGGCAUCCAAGGUGUGGACGGAAAUCCUCUUAACUGUGCGGCGAAACUACCCCUUCUUCAACCGCACCAACGGUCGAGAUCACUUCAGCAUCCUCACGCUCGAUCACGGCCGUUGCCACUCGCUCACGUUCGUGGACCCGGGCCUCGUGGGCGAGAUGUUUUUUGUGACUUAUAACGGGGACAAACUCGUUAGAAGUGUGCACGCGAGCAAGGAACGCAACAUGCAGGCCAUCACCUACAACUACAAGAUCCCUGUCGACCCCUCUCUCCCGGACAUCCCCUGCUACCUGCCCGAUCGAGACAUUGUCGUGCCCGUGCUCGUCUCCAAGGGGCUGCCUCUGGUGAAGCCGUGGGAGGGCGAGAGGGAUCGCACUGUGCUGUUCCGGUUUGGAGCAGGGCAGCACCAUGGGGUGCCGAUAUGGCACCACGGGCACCAGAUUAGGAAGGAGCUAUUGGAGCUGUACACACAUGCAGGGUACGAGGGGUGGGACUUUGCAGAGAAGGGCGAGGCGGACACGGAUCCUGAUUGGCGGAGAGCUGUCUUCUGCAUCUGCCCGCCGGGCCACUCCCAGUGGACCAGCCGCCCCUUCAAGGCAAUCAUCUCAGGGUGCAUCCCAGUAACAUUUUUCCGAGGCCAUGCCAACCCCUGGGACGACGAGCUCGACUACUCGACAGUCUCGGUAAACAUCGACCCUGACGAGCUGCACACGCUCAAGGAGCGGUUGGACGCCGUUCCCAUCAAGAAGCUACAGCGCAACAUCGAGCAGAUUCAGGAGGCUUAUCGAUGGACAGGGGUGUACAAUAAAGGAGCAGAGGCGAUGCUUAUAAAGAGGCUGAGGCAACGAGGGAACCAGCUUCAAGCAGUGGAGCAGCGGAGAUUAUGGGCGCUGCAAUGA
Closterium sp. Yama58-4 is the source of this 1551-nucleotide messenger RNA. The record is from the annotation of a GenBank genome assembly. Lineage: Eukaryota; Viridiplantae; Streptophyta; Zygnematophyceae; Desmidiales; Closteriaceae.